UCUGUUACGCGUCCUCAAUUCAUUUGGAUGUGUUGACAGAUGGUGAAAUGUGUUUGAGCUAGGCUAUGAAAGUCAACGGUCCAAUAUUCUAGAACACUGCUGCGCGCACGCGUACAUGUUUUGGACUAUAAUAAACUUAGGCUGCGUCGCCGUUUCUUUUUCUGUUUUCUCUAGUUGUGCGAGUGUGCUCUAAGGUAACUCCACCGUAAGCGCUGCAACCCUAGGCAGCUGGCACUUGGCUCAAUUCACCGACUGGGAAAGAGGUCCCCGUCCACUGAUGACAGGCUUGGCAGCAGAUCAAACUACAAAGUGGCAGGACUUCUCACUGACUGGUCCCGGUGAGGAAGGCAAUAGACGACAGCAGCAGGCACAACGUCAGCCCAACGUUAUCCCCAGCAUGGCAUGUUCUCCUGAAAGUGGGACAGACAUUUCUUCCCUGCUCCAGCUCCAGGAUGUGGGCUCCAGCAAGGUCCAAGAGAGGGGGAGCUCCCCGGGACUCCUACCUGCCCUCUACAGCCCUCCGAGCGGCAUGGAGAGCCGCACAUUCUGCAUCCCCUCUCCCUACACAGACAACAGCCAUGAUUACAGUCACAGCCACGGACCCCUAGCCUUCUACAACCCCUCUAUGCUCGGCUACAGCAGACCACCUAUCUCCGACAGCCCUUCUCUAUGUCCACCCCUCAGUCCCUCUCUCUUCUGGCCCAACCAUGGCCACGGCCAGCACAACAUGCCCUCGCUGACCCUGCACUGCCCCCAGCCCCUGGUGUACAGUGAGCAUAACCCCCACACCCCCUGGGUGGAGCCUAAACCCCACGGCCUCAGCCCCAGCAGCCCUCUCCUCCACCCUACCAAGCUGCUGGGGAAGAGACUGGAGGACGGAGAGGAAGUGAACUCCUCCUCAGCCAGCUGUGUGGUGGUGAAGGCAGACAUGCACUUCUGUGCCGUGUGUCAUGACUACGCUUCGGGCUACCACUACGGCGUGUGGUCUUGUGAGGGCUGCAAGGCCUUCUUCAAGAGGAGCAUCCAAGGCCACAAUGAUUACAUUUGUCCAGCAACUAACCAGUGCACUAUCGACAAGAACCGCCGUAAAAGCUGCCAGGCCUGCCGCCUACGCAAGUGUUAUGAAGUGGGCAUGAUGAAGUGUGGUGUGAGGCGAGAGCGCUGCAGUUCGGGGGCGAGGCACCGGCGUGUACCUCAGGGGCGGGGGGCAUCAGGCGGGCUGGUAGGGGUAGGGACCAGGGCCCAGAUGCGUCUGGAGGGGGGCUCCCACCCCCAGCUGGAGGUGCACCACUCGUCAUUGACCCCAGAACAGCUGAUCUCCUGCAUCAUGGAAGCGGAGCCGCCAGAGAUCUACCUGAUGGAGGACCUGAAGAAGCCCUUUACCGAGGCCAGCAUGAUGAUGUCACUUACCAACCUGGCCGACAAGGAGUUGGUCCUCAUGAUCAGCUGGGCCAAGAAGAUCCCUGGCUUUGUAGAGCUAAGUCUGACGGACCAGGUGCACCUGUUGGAGUGUUGCUGGCUGGAGGUGCUGAUGCUGGGUCUGAUGUGGAGGUCUGUCGACCACCCUGGGAAACUCAUAUUCUCACCAGACCUAAAGCUCAACAGGGAAGAGGGAAACUGUGUGGAGGGCAUUAUGGAGAUAUUUGACAUGCUGCUGGCAGCCACCUCUAGGUUCAGGGAGCUGAACCUUCAGAGGGAGGAGUACGUCUGUCUGAAAGCCAUGAUCCUCCUCAACUCCAACAUCUGCUCUACCUCUCCGGAGAGGGCAGAAGAUCUGGAGAGCAGGGGGAAGCUGCUGCGUCUGCUGGACUCUGUGACGGAUGCCCUGGUGUGGGCCAUCUCCAAACGAGGCCUGUCAUUCCAGCAGCAGUCAUCCCGCCUGGCCCACCUCCUCAUGCUACUCUCACACAUUCGCCACGUCAGUAACAAAGGCAUGCAGCACCUCUCUAGCAUGAAGAAGAAGAAUGUUGUGCUGCUCUAUGACCUGCUCUUGGAAAUGCUGGACGCCAACACAACCCACAGCAGCCGUAUGUCCGCAACUCAUGACCCCUCUAACAAUGACCCCACAGAGCCCCCAGCAGCACCAGCUCCUGCUGUAGACACUCAGCUCCUGCUAACAUUCCAAAACCCAGAGGAGAGCCAAACACUCGAGAGCAUUAGUACAUCCAGCCAGGGUGCUGGCCAGCCGAGAGAGGGGAGAUGUGUACCUCAGUAAGAGGGACAGUGACAGGAUACAGCGUGGGACAUGGAUGGAGACUGCCUGAGACUGUAAAUCACCCCAAAGGGGUGAAUGGACUGAAGGAGAGGCCAGACUGGCACAAUAGGACAAGUGUGGAUCUGACCAAAGUCCACACUCUGGGACAGUGUACACCAUUCCCAAUAGGCUGACUGAGAGUAAAAUCUCUUAUAGACUGCAGAAUGUGUCAUUGUGAGGUAAAUAUUACAGUUGUAUCCUUUUCGGAUGUUUUUGGUCUAUGGAAAAUAUAUGAUUUGUAACAGUGAAUUGACUGUAUUUUUGGUGUAAUUUCCUUGUAUUAAUGCAGUUGGUAAUGUAGCUAGUAAUGAGUACAUCUUUUAACCUCUACCAGUCAAAAUGUGUCUCCUUUUGAUAUAUUUCUAAACUUUUUCACCUUUAUCAGUGUCUGCCGAACAAUUCAUACCAUCCUACUGUAACUGGCUUACUUGGAAAAUGGUGCAUGAAGUCCAUGCUGUGAACAUGAUUUAUCAAACAGGACUAUAGCAAUGAGAUGUGCAUUUGACAUUUCAGAUUGUGGGUGUUCUUUGCCUCAUACCACCAGGGCACACUGCUAUUACAGUACAGUAACUAACUUUUCAUGCUGGAUGUGUGGAGGGGAGUGUUAUGAUGUACUCAUUGUAAAAACCUACAUUUCAACCAGAUGACUUUUGUGGCCUUUGAUUUAGGAUGACUGCUAGUCUCCAUUCACGUUUGUGUGAAGCGAUCAGAAGCCAAACAAAAACCAGCAACUGCUAGAAAGUCACACACUUGUACUUCUGCAUCCUGAUCAUACCCUGUCCCUCCUGUAAUGAUUUGGUGCUUCUGCUGUUUCUGAUGUUCAAUGUCAAAGUCAUGUUUGUAUUGAUAGAAAAUCUACAUACAGAGCUUGUCAUAUUGAGGCAUUUGAGCCCCAAUGGAAUUGCAACCAAACAUCUUAAAAGCAACUGUAAAACGUGAAUGUAGUUCUAUUGACAUAAGCACAGAUUAUGGCAAACAAUGUUUAUUGUCAAGUAAAAAUGAAUUCAAGCUAUUCAUCAUCCAUAAAUAAGCAUUAAAAAAAUGUAUUCAACUGUA
Oncorhynchus keta (chum salmon) is the source of this 3310-nucleotide messenger RNA. Its product is annotated as estrogen receptor beta. Gene Ontology annotation, molecular function: nuclear estrogen receptor activity; zinc ion binding; sequence-specific DNA binding. Lineage: Eukaryota; Metazoa; Chordata; Actinopteri; Salmoniformes; Salmonidae. Gene Ontology annotation, biological process: cellular response to estradiol stimulus; estrogen receptor signaling pathway; regulation of DNA-templated transcription. Gene Ontology annotation, cellular component: nucleus. The record is from RefSeq and is a predicted model, not a curated record.